Molecule: messenger RNA, 474 nt
Organism: Paramecium sonneborni
Lineage: Eukaryota; Ciliophora; Oligohymenophorea; Peniculida; Parameciidae
Source: the annotation of a GenBank genome assembly
GGAAAUUUUUGAAAAAAUGUUCUAUCCUGUUUUUGAUGAUGAAGAUAUGAAUAUAAUUAAAUAAGAUUUGUUGGGGAAUGGGUCAGAGCGAUAAGUAUACCUGGGAGAAAUUAUAGGUACGAAGCAAAAAGUAGCAGUGAAAGAAUUUAAAUAAUUCUUGAAUAAAGAAUAAAUUGAAUGUUUGCAUCGAAUACAGGAUGCUUCAUUUAAGUAUAUUAUUAGGAUUUAAGAAAUAAUUCUUCAACCUAAGUAAAUUCAAAAUAUAAAUGUGGUAAGUGGGAGUUAAAACCAUAUCUUGAACCCUUUCUAGUUAUGGAAUUUGCAUAGUGCAAUUUUAAAAAAUACAUGGAAAAUAAAGAAUUUUUGGAAUUGGAGAUUCAUUAAAAAUAUAAAAUAUUCAUUUAGGUAAGAAUUAUAUCUUAUUACUUUAGAUGAUUGAAGGAGUAAUGCAAUUACAUAGCUUUAAUUAUUUUC